CUUUGUCCACACUUUAGCCUUCCUUUUGCCUCUCCACUCCGUCUCAGAAUCAGUGAGCAGAAAGAGAGAGGAAAAAGAAAAGAAGAAAAAAAAACAGAAAGAAAAAUCACAGUAUAUGGGAUGGAGGCAACGAACAACAUCAUAGCACCGUUCGUUAUGAAGACUUAUCAGAUGGUCAACGAUCCAACGACGGACAAUCUGAUCUCCUGGGGAAGAGCCAACAACAGCUUCAUCGUCGUCGACCCUCUUGACUUCUCGCAGCGAAUCUUGCCCGCUUAUUUCAAGCACAACAACUUCUCCAGCUUCGUCCGCCAGCUCAACACUUAUAAAUUCCGAAAGGUCGAUCCCGACCGGUGGGAGUUCGCGAACGAGUGGUUUCUCCGCGGUCAGAAGCAUUUGUUGAAGAAUAUUUUGAGGCGAAAACACAACAGUGGCGGCGGCAGCAGCAACAAUAGCAAGAAUAAUUAUUAUUCCAAUAGCAGUAUUUGUCUUAUGAAUUUGGUGAACCAGGAGGAUUAUAGUCGUGAGGAUGAAGAGAUUGUAAUGGAGAUAGCGAAGCUAAGAGAAGAGCAGGAGGCGCUGGAGGAGGAGCUUCAAGGGAUGACGAAGCGACUCGAGACCACGGAACGCCGUCCGCAGCAGAUGAUGGCCUUUCUCUACAAGGUCGUUGAGGAUCCCGAUAUCCUCCCCCGCAUGAUGCUCCAGAACAAAGAACGGACCAAUCAGCUCAACGAGAAGAAGCGCCACCUCGCGAUUUCCUCAACGACGACGUCGUCCAACUUCUCGUCGCCGUCGGUAAAGACGGAGGAGCUGGAGGACGACGUCGGAACGACGGGGGUGGUUUCGUCCUCCUCGCCGGAGACGGGUUUCGAGAUGGAGAGCUUUUACCAGUCUUCGCCAUCGCCGGAGGGGCCGCCGGUGGCUGGGUGGUGGGGCCAGGGAGGAUUCACGGCCGUUCCUAGCCCGCUUUCGGCAGUACAGGUCUCCGGAAUCGGGAACGGCGCAGCGGUGGCGAAUUCGGCGGCGAGUAUUAUCUCCGGAUAUGGAAAUGCGAAUGGUGGUAGUGGGCAAAUAGGUUAUUUUGCGGAGUCAAAUCGUCCUCCGGUUCAACCGCCUUAUCCUUUCUCGUUGUUUGGAGGUGGUUUUUAAUUCGUUAGUUGCUUCACGAGAUUUAUCUUCUUCUUUUGUAUUUCUCCUUAUUAAUAUUAUUAUUUGCUUUAUUUCUUUUUCUUUUUCUAGGGUAUUUUAUUUUUUUGGUUUUAUGUAAACAGAAAAGAAUUAAUAAUAUGUUUUGAUAUAUUGA
Morus notabilis is the source of this 1303-nucleotide messenger RNA. Its product is annotated as heat stress transcription factor C-1. NCBI's taxonomy places the organism in Eukaryota, Viridiplantae, Streptophyta, Magnoliopsida, Rosales, Moraceae. The coding region runs from base 121 to 1149 and encodes 342 amino acids. The transcript has 2 exons. The record is from RefSeq and is a predicted model, not a curated record. Gene Ontology annotation, biological process: regulation of transcription by RNA polymerase II. Gene Ontology annotation, molecular function: DNA-binding transcription factor activity; RNA polymerase II cis-regulatory region sequence-specific DNA binding. Gene Ontology annotation, cellular component: nucleus.